Molecule: messenger RNA, 4341 nt
Organism: Aspergillus ibericus CBS 121593
Lineage: Eukaryota; Fungi; Ascomycota; Eurotiomycetes; Eurotiales; Aspergillaceae
Product: putative P-type ATPase
Exons: 22
Coding region: 77-4018 (1313 amino acids)
Biological process (GO): intracellular calcium ion homeostasis
Cellular component (GO): membrane
Molecular function (GO): ATP hydrolysis activity; ATPase-coupled monoatomic cation transmembrane transporter activity; ATP binding
Source: RefSeq, a predicted model, not a curated record
GUUAAACGACACAACCUGGAUUCUGGCUCGAGUUACACCAGGCAUCCGAAAGCAAGUUGAAGGCAUCUCUAUCAACAUGGAAAACAAUGUGCAUCCACCAAUGGAGACCCAGCCUCCUAUGCCUUUCAUUGGAACUGACCAUCGGCGCAACUCCAUGAGAAGCAGCUAUAGUGUUAUUUCAGAUGUCGAAAUGGCUCGCAAUGAGAUAUAUGAUGGGCCGAUAUCAGAGAGUAUCCCUUCCAGCGUGGUUUCCUUUUCUCACCGUCGGAAUAGGAAAGACUCUAUCGCAAGCUUUACUUAUUUUCAGGAAGAUGAAGAUCACAUAGAGUGGCCAAACGAAGCUGCCAUAGAUGCCGAGAGUGAUGUUGACGACAUGCCUGAUCUUGGAGUUAGUGUGACGAACGAGUCAAUCAGAUCCUCUAAACGUCCAUCUUACUCUAGAGACUCUGCUGAAGAUCCUCUUUUGCAGCGGUCGUUAUCAGCUUCGUCUCAUGCUCAAGGCCAUAAAAGGGACAAAAGAGUAAGCCAAAAAGUCCACAUCGUCUUAGAAGACUUGACUGUCGUUAUUGCGGGGUUUUCGACGAGCCUCGCUGGCCUGAUAUUAUAUUACUCACUAUGUGUAUUAUCGUUCGGAUUCUUCUAUCUCCUAUUUCGAUGGUUUCCAAGAUACCGAGUCCGCUUGUUGGGAAAGCCUGCCCCUCUUCAAGUGUGCCAAUGGGUCGCAGUUGAGGACCAAUGGAAUCAGUUUGGCAUUUACACGGUUCUUAAUGAAGAAUACGGUCGUCCUCUUUCAACAGUCUUUGCCGACGCCGAAUAUCAUAACUAUGACGAAGACAAUGAUCCUACUAUUUCUAGGUUGCGGUACAUCGAUUAUAGAUAUCUCCGCCUCUUCUAUCACGCCGUUGAAGACAAAUUCUGUUUGGUCAAUGACUGGAAAGACCCUUUCUGGACGAAUGCGAAAGGAAUGAGAGCUGGAUUGGAUGCCGAUGACCGGGAUAGCCGCGAACAGGUGUUUGGCAAGAACCUCAUUGAUAUCCAACAAAAACCUAUUAUUCAACUGCUUAUGGAUGAGGCUUUUCACCCAUUCUAUAUUUUCCAGCUCGCCAGUCUUGUCCUUUGGUCACUCGAUCAGUAUUACUAUUAUGCAGUCUGCAUAUUCCUCAUCUCUGUCAUUAGUAUAAGUGCUACUAUAAUAGAGACUAAAGCGACCAUGAAUCGCCUAAGGCAAAUUUCAUUGUUUGAGUGUGAUAUCCGUGUGCUAAGAAAUGGCUUCUGGAGAUCUGUCCCUUCCCGGGAACUUGUUCCUGGUGAUGUUUUUGAAUUCUCUGACCCGUCACUGAAUCAUGUUCCCUGUGAUUGUAUAUUACUCUCUGGUGACUGUAUUGUGAAUGAGAGCAUGCUCACAGGUGAAUCUGUUCCUGUCUCCAAAGUCCCGCUAACGGACGAUGCUCUCAAUUACUUGGAUUUGAGCGCCCCCUCAAUCCACCCCGUGCUUGCGAAACAUUUCUUAUUCAGUGGCACGAAAGUAAUCCGGGCACGUCGUCCACAAGGUGUUGAUGAUGAUGAAGCUAUUGCUUUGGCAGUCGUCGUCAGAACAGGGUUUUUGACGACAAAAGGCGCCCUUGUUCGAUCGAUGCUUUUCCCGAAGCCUUCUGGAUUCAGUUUCUAUCGAGACUCCUUCCGGUAUAUAUCGGUUAUGGCCUUUAUUGCUAUUCUGGGAUUUGUGGCCUCGUUUGUUAAUUUCAUCCACCUUGGGCUCUCAUGGCACCUAAUCAUUGUCAGAGCACUCGACUUGAUCACGAUCGUUGUGCCUCCGGCUCUGCCAGCCACGCUAAGUAUUGGAACUAACUUUGCCCUCUCACGACUCAAGGCGCAUAAGAUAUUUUGUAUCAGCCCACAGAGGGUCAAUGUAGGGGGCAAGCUAGAUGUGAUAUGUUUCGACAAGACGGGAACCCUUACAGAAGAUGGCCUGGAUGUCCUCGGAGUGCGUAUUGUUGAUCACAACAAAAGAUUUUCAGACUUACUUCCUAAGCUUUGUCUCGAUUUUCCAACAACGUCUCCUACAGACGGCAUUCGAGGCACAAGCAGGUAUAACAGCACCCUUUUCACCAUGGCAACAUGUCACUCUUUGAGAAUUGUGGACGGUGAACUUCUAGGGGACCCUUUAGAUGUCAAGAUGUUUCAGUUCACUGGUUGGUCCUAUGAAGAGGGCGGGGGGCAUACUGAACAACUGGAUUCUGAGGCCAUAUUGCCGUCGAUCGCGAGACCACCCCUUCCUGCAGGCCAUGCCGGCGGCUGUGAGCAAGCCAGUCUGCAUGUGCCAUUAGAACUCGGUAUUUUGCGUGGCUUCGAAUUUGUAUCACAUCUUCGGCGAGCAAGUGUAAUUGUGCGACAAUAUGGUGACAAUGGUGCUAGCACUUAUGUGAAAGGUGCACCAGAAAGCGUGAAAGCCAUAUGUCUUCCAGGGAGCUUACCACGUGAUUUCGAUGACCUUCUAAGUCAUUACACCCAUAAAGGUUAUCGUGUCAUCGCAUGUGCGGCCAAAUAUGAGCCAAAAUUGAGCUGGAUGAGAGUCCAGAAGAUGACCCGUGCUGAUGCUGAGUGUGACUUAGAGUUCCUUGGCUUCAUCAUCUUUGAAAACAAACUGAAGCCAACGACUGCGGAGACUAUUUCAGAGCUUAAUGAAGCAGGAAUACGCAACGUUAUGUGCACAGGCGACAAUAUCCUCACUGCAGUCAGUGUUGCCCGCGAAUGUGGUCUGAUUAGUGGAGAUGAACAGUGUUUCAUUCCACGUUUCGUACAAGGCCAUCCUCAGGAUUAUGGCGCUGAUGCUUCUCUUUGCUGGGAAAGUGUAGACAAUCCAGCAUGGAAGCUUAAUCCAAGCACUCUCAUGCCUUCACUGAAUUCGACGGCUCUUGAUUUAUCUAUACCGGGCAAUGCUUGCAGCCUUCGCAACUAUUCCCUUGCUAUUAGCGGCGAGGUAUUUAGGUGGAUUGUCGAUUUUGGAAGCGAAACGCUUAUAAAGAGGAUGCUUGUGCGUGGCAAAGUGUUCGCGAGGAUGUCACCUGACGAGAAACACGAGCUUGUGGAAAAGCUUCAAUCCCUUGACUACUGCUGCGGAUUCUGUGGCGAUGGUGCAAACGACUGCGGAGCGUUGAAGGCCGCUGAUGUUGGCGUUUCCUUAUCAGAUGCUGAAGCUUCGGUUGCUGCUCCAUUCACAAGCCGUCGCUUUGACAUAUCUUGUAUUCCGACGCUGAUCAGGGAAGGUCGAGGUUCCCUGGUCACGAGCUUCUGCUGCUUCAAGUACAUGAGCCUAUAUUCGGCAAUCCAGUUUUCGACUGUCAGUUUCUUAUAUGCAUCGGCGUCAAAUCUUGGAGACUUCCAGUUCCUCUUCAUUGACUUGUGUCUGAUAUUGCCAAUUGCUAUCUUCAUGGGAUGGACCAGUCCGUACCCAGUGCUAUCUCAGAAACGACCAACUGCCGACCUUGUGUCGCGCAAAGUUUUGGUUCCGCUACUGGGCCAAAUCACAAUAUGUGUUCUUACCCAGCUCGUGGCGUUCCAGACCGUCCAAUUACAGCCAUGGUUCCAGCCUCCUCAGGUAGACUUGGAGGAGAGCAAUAUCGAGAAUUCUGAGAACACCGUGCUUUUCCUGGUUUCCAGUUUCCAAUACAUUUUAUCAAGCGUUGUUCUUAGCGUUGGGCCGCCUUUCCGAAAACCGAUGAGCUCUAACAAACCAUUCCUCUCCAUGAUAAUUGUGGAUUUAAUGAUUUCCUGCUACAUGCUUUUCAAACCAUCGCAAUGGCUGAAGCACUUUAUGCAGUUGACAUAUCUGCCGGACAGUUUCGCAUGGUGGCUGUUGCUGCUCGCCGUUAUGAGCUUCUUGUUCUCUUGGUUGGCAGAAAGAGAACUAUUCCCUAGAUUGGCCCGUACGCUGGGGCGCAUGUACACGGCGUUGCGACCAAGUCACCCCAAAAAGCGCCGCCAGUACAAGGUACUCCUCGAGGAAAUGCAAGGUUGAAAGAAGGUCAUAUUUUAAGCAAAUGCAGAGGCGCCUCUUCCACUUGAAUAUGUAUAUCUGAUUGUUUUCUUCACAUAUCCGUCAUGGUGACCACCAUAGUUUUUGUUUCCAUUGACUCCUUGAGUCACGGCAUAAAGUGCGUGGUUUUUGUGGAAUUAACUUGCUUGAGAUUAUACAACGAAACCCGCCAACUAACUCAAACCCCUCCACUCGUGACCAAAGAGUUAGACAUGUUCAGGAACGAGUGUAUUAUGCGGUCAAUGGUCCCAAGGAUGCUUCCAACCCAACAGGGCAGGACCGUCUUUCUUAGCUCUGUACAUCAA